AUGGAUAACAUACCAUGGAUAGAGAAGUACAGGCCAAAAAGGUAUACAGACUUGGUUUUUAGUGAUGAUGUGCACCACAAAGCAUUGGAGUGGAUUAGGGAAUAUCCGAAGCAUGGAAGGAUGCUUUUAUUGUGUGGACCUUCUGGGACAGGCAAGACAUCUCUUGCUUAUGUGCUUGCAAAUAUUUUUGGACUGAAUAUUGUUGAAUUGAAUGCAGGAACAAAUAUGGAAUGGAUUGACAAGGCGUUGGGAAUGAGUGGAACGAUCAAUGGCAAGAAGAAUCUUAUUUUAGUAGAGGAUGCGGAUUCUAAUGUUGCUGAGGGUUUAAAAAAGCUUGUUUCGAUGGUGAGUGCUUCGCAUCCAAUAAUUGUGAUAUCUAAUGAUGUGUGCCUGAAAGGGGUUUACACAGUGAAUGUAAAGAGACCUGGGAUUGAUGAGGUUAAGAAGGCGAUUGAGAAGGUUUGUGUUGGAGAAGGUAUUCUGAUUGAUCAUUGUGUUUUUGAAAUGAUUAUGGAAGACAUUGGAGCAGAUUUGCGAGCAAUAAUAAACCAUUUACAGGUAUGCGGAGUGAAGAGAUUGGGAAAGACAAGCUAUAUGAGCAUUAAGAAGAGGAUGUGCUUGCAUCCGUAUAAGAUUGCACAGAUUGUGUUAUCUGGAAGAUUGAGAUGGCAAGAUCAUGAAGAGAGUUAUUCUGAAUGCUUGAUGGGAGUGUGCCACAGCUCGUAUCCGUAUAACACAAGUGUUCUUGGCGUAAUUGCAGAUAUUUGUGAUGAUUUGUCUGCUAUAGAUGUCCUUCAUGAGAGUUUAAGACAUAUAUGUAUACCUGGAUAUGCAAGAUGCAGCAAUAGGAAUGUAGAGAUAGUAAAGUCUGAAUGGUGCAAAGACCCCAAACCGAGCGUUAUUGAUGAGAUGGUUAUUCCGUAUCUUAGCAGAUAUGAAUCAAACAACCUAAGUGGUAGAAGGAUGCUGCACAUCAAAGCAAUAGCAAAGAUGUACGAUGUAAAGGACCUGAAUAUUAGAGAUGAUGAAGUAAUUGAAGUGAAUAAAAGCGAGCAGAAUGGAAAGUUUAGAUUCCGUUACAAAAGCGGAAGCUCAUCUGCUGUAAAACGAGACAUCAGCGUGCGUGAGCUAAUGGAAUGCUAA
Ordospora colligata OC4 is the source of this 1143-nucleotide messenger RNA. RefSeq names its product large subunit of replication factor C. The coding region runs from base 1 to 1143 and encodes 380 amino acids. The record is from RefSeq and is a predicted model, not a curated record. The transcript has a single exon. Lineage: Eukaryota; Fungi; Microsporidia; Ordosporidae.